AUGAUUAGAUUGUGUCAGAGGCAGUGGCUCAGGCAGCUGAUUUCUCUUUUGCUUUCCAGUAAGAUGCUUGAGGAGGAGUCCACAUUAUAUCUCCAAAAAGCCCUGAGUCACCUUCGGGAAAUAUGGGAAUUAAUUGGGAUUCCUAAGGACCAGCAGUUACAAAGAAUUCAGGAUGUACAUACACAUAUCAAGGACCUACUGGAUAAAAUGAUUGCUGAAGAGGAAAGUCUGAAAGAAAGGCUCAUUAAAAGCAUAGGCGACUAUCAAAAAGAGUUGGCUGUCUUGUGCAGCGAGUUGCGUGUUGAGCCAUUUCAGCAGGAAGGAGAGCCAAUGACCAUCUUUCAGCAAGAACUAGACUUGCGCACUAAGGUGGAGCUGAGGCGCAAACAGAAAGAAGAGAGGAAACGUGAAUUGAAACUACUUAUGGAACAAGAUCAAGAACUGUGUGAAGUGCUUGGCAUGCCACAGUAUGACAUUGACAGCGACUCCGUUCCCAGCCUGGAAGAGCUAAACCAGUUCAGACAACAUUUGGAAACUUUGAGGGAAACAAAGGCAUCUCGGCGUGAGGAGUUUGUCAACAUAAAAAGACAGAUCAUACUCUGUAUGGAAGAAUUAGAUCACACACCGGAUACAAGCUUUGAAAGAGAUGUGGUGUGUGAAGAUGAAGAUGCCUUUUGUUUGUCUUUGGAAAAUAUUGCAGCACUACACAAGUUACUACAGCAGCUGGAAGUGCGUAAAUCACAAAACGAGGAAAUGUGUGAGGGGCUGCGUGCUCAGAUCCGGAAGCUCUGGGACAGACUGCAAAUACCAGACGAAGAGAGAGAAGCUGUUGUGGCCAUGGUUAUGAUUGGGUCGAAGGCCGAAGUUCAGAAAGCGUUGCAAUUAGAAGUGGAUCGCUUGGAGGAACUGAAAAUGCAAAACAUAAAGAAAUUGAUUGAGGCGACACGAGUGGAGCUGGCUAAGUGCUGGGACCAGUGUUUGUACAGCCAGAAGCAGAGACAAGCUUUUGCUGCUUACUGGGAUGAGAACUACACAGCAAGUCUGCUCCAGGUCCAUGAUGAUGAGGUUUUGCGGUUAAAAAACUACUAUGAGGUUCGCAAAGAACUCUUUGAAGGCGUGCAGAAGUGGGAAGAAACUUGGAGGCUUUUCUUGGAGUUUGAGAGAAAAGCUUCAGGUCCAAGUAGAUUUACAAAUCGUGGAGCAAAUCUUCUAAAAGAGGAAAAGCAGCGAGCCAGGCUCCAAAAAACACUUUCUAAGGUGGAAGAGGAAUUGAAGGCCCAGAUUGAAAUGUGGGAACAGAAACACACAACAGUGUUUUUGAUCAAUGGGCAGAAAUUCACGGAGUAUGUGACUGAACAGUGGGAGAUGCAUCGGUUAGAGAAAGAGCAAGCCAAGCAGGAAAGGCAACUGAAGAAUAAGGAGCAGACAGAGACAGACAUGCUGCAUGGCAGUACUUCCAGACCACCCAAGAAGCAGUGAGGAAUGAUUCACACCACCCACACCACCCCGGGCAAAGUGCGCAAGGACUACUUUGUAAUCACCAAUUUCUGCUUCUUCAUCCCUUCAUCUUUCACCCAGCCUUCCAACCCUCUGUAA
Messenger RNA from Eptesicus fuscus (big brown bat), 1596 nucleotides. Its product is annotated as protein regulator of cytokinesis 1. Lineage: Eukaryota; Metazoa; Chordata; Mammalia; Chiroptera; Vespertilionidae. The record is from RefSeq and is a predicted model, not a curated record. Gene Ontology annotation, molecular function: microtubule binding. The transcript is spliced from 12 exons. Gene Ontology annotation, cellular component: mitotic spindle midzone; spindle; cytoplasm. Gene Ontology annotation, biological process: mitotic spindle midzone assembly; microtubule cytoskeleton organization.